Molecule: messenger RNA, 2061 nt
Organism: Candidozyma haemuli
Lineage: Eukaryota; Fungi; Ascomycota; Pichiomycetes; Serinales; Metschnikowiaceae
Gene: MPT5
Product: Mpt5p
Exons: 1
Coding region: 1-2061 (686 amino acids)
Biological process (GO): post-transcriptional regulation of gene expression
Cellular component (GO): cytoplasm
Molecular function (GO): mRNA binding
Source: RefSeq, a predicted model, not a curated record
AUGCCUCCUUCUCCCCAGGCCUCUGAGCCCAGAGAGCAUUCCCAUAACCUCCUGAUCAACUCGAUCUCUUCAAUCGUGGAACCCACCACCCCGCCAUCGACAACCACCAACUCGAAGCUCUGGGACCACCAGCGUCUCAAUGGCCUGUUGGCCUUGCCUAGUUUCAGCUUGGACGCUAAGGAAACCGCUUCGGCUUCGUCUCCGCCAGCGAAAAUCGAUAAGGACUACUUGGCACUGGUGCUGAAGGCUCCGUUGACGCUGUUGAGAAGCCACAUUUUGCGCUUGGCAAAGGACCAGUAUGGGUGUCGUUUUCUUCAGAAACGCAUUGACGAGAACGUGGUGGCCAGCCGCCUGGCCCGUGUGGCCAAUUUCGAGGUGAUCUUUAAAGAAGUCCAUCCGCUGUUGUACGAGCUUAUUAUCGAUCCGUUUGGUAACUACCUUGUGCAGAAAUUGGUGGACUACUGCUCUGAGACUGACCUUGAUCUUAUGUUGGAAAUCUUGCAGAACAACUUGUUCCUGGUUUCCAUCAACCAGCAUGGCACCAGGGCGUUGCAGAAAGUCAUUGACCACAUGUCGAAUGGCCACCAGUUGGCGCUUUUGAUGAAGGGCUUGAAGCCGUAUAUCAUCGAGUUGAUCAAGGACUUGAACGGUAACCACGUUAUCCAGAAGAUCUUGAACAAGUACCCUCCAGAUAACUGCCAGUUCAUUUAUAGCUCCAUCAUUGACGAUAUCUUGGUGGUGGCCACUCACAAACACGGUUGUUGCGUGCUCCAGAAGUGCUUGAACCAUGUGAACCCGGCUCAGCUUUCGGCCUUUUCAGAGAAGAUCUUGCAGUACAAUGUGUUUGUGGUUUUGAUCAACGACCAGUUUGGUAACUACGUCUUGCAGUACCUCAUUUCUAUCGACUCGGCCGAUGUGAACUGUGCUCUCUUCAAGAACUUCCUCAAGUAUGGCAUCAACGACUUGUGCAACUUGAAGUUUUCAUCGAACGUGGUCGAAAAGCUCAUGAAGAACUGUUACCACAAUGAGCCCAAACUGCUUAAGUUCUCGGACUUGAAGUUCUCCAUCAUCGCCAGCAUCUUCAACACUGAUCUCAACAAACUCAUCAACGAUCCUUACGGUAACUACGUCAUACAGACGUUGAUAGACAUUUUGAUCAACCCUAACGUCUCCUACUUCCAGGGCAAUGAGCGUGCUCUUUUGCCCUCUUUGCAGCAGCUUCUCCCUCAGAAUUAUAAUCUCAGCUCGGACUCCUUGCAGAUUCAAAUCAUCAAGAACUGGUUCCAGAAUUGCAAGAUUGUCUCUUCCUUUGGCAAGCGUAUCCAGCUGAAGAUCAAUAUCAUUUUGAAUGGCGUUUCCAAGGCUUCCGGCCGCAAGUACCAGCAGAACCAUGGCAACAUGGUUAUUCCUCCUGCUAAUACCUUGCCUAACCAGAACAUGAACGCCAACGGUGAAUUUGUGCAAACUCGUGCUCCAGUUGGUUCCUAUCCUAUCCAAGCCAACCACAUCAACGUGGGUAAUGGAAUGGGAUACAAUACCAGAGGGUACAAUGGGUAUCAAAGAAACAAUCGUCAAGGAAACCCUCUGCAUCAGUACUACGACGGUUACGCUGUUAACAAUGGCGUCGGCAACCAUAGCCUCGGCCCUUCGCCGGUCCCAAGAGACUCAAAGGCUUCGUUCGAUUCGCUUGUUAACCCAAGUCUUUCAGCUACAGCGCUGUUAGCAAACUUGCAUAUAUCGGCUCCAGUCCUGGCUCCGAUCGAUCAAUCCCCUGUAUCAUACAAUAAUGCCAAUCCACCACUUUCCAACUUCAUUUCUAACGACUUCACGAGAAAUGCUGGCUAUCCCAUGACCAAUCCGGGUAUUAUGGCGGGAGCAGGAUCUCUGUUCAACGGGCAAUAUACACCUCAAUCUGACAGAGGCCACGAGGGCUUUAGGAACCUGUUGCAGUACACCGGGAUGUUACCUCUGUACUCCGGUGGUACCAACAACCAGGGCUUCCCACAAAGCCACUCCCAAAAAGCCUCUUACUCGGGAAGCAUGGAUUUCUUCAAAGAGUGA